GAAGGGAAUAUCUCUUAAACUCUAAGUGGAAGAUACCAUUUGAAGUUGUUAAUUAAGCCCUGAAAUUUGGCAACUAUCAUCUCUCAUAUAAAUAUACAUCUCUGCGUUGUCCUCUUCUCCCAUCUCUUUUCCCCAUCACAUAAAUCAAACUAAAUUGUUUUAAACUAAACCUUUAAAAAAAAAAAAACACAUUAUUUUAAGAUCUAACCCUUUCUUUUGUUUUUUUUCUUCACUUAUUUUUGUCAGACUAUUUGGAAGCUGUACGUCAGCAUACUCAGCAACCUUAGACUAACAAAUUUAUUUCAGGGGAAAACAACAGAGGAAGAUUAAAGUGUCAUGGCUAAGGAUCAAUUACAUGUCCUAAAUGCGUUAGAUGUAGCCAAGACACAAUGGUACCAUUUUACGGCGAUUGUAAUAGCAGGGAUGGGCUUCUUUACGGACGCUUACGAUUUGUUUUGUAUAUCCUUAGUGACAAAACUCCUAGGACGGGUUUAUUUUCACGUGCCCGGCUCAGAGAAGCCGGGCACGUUACCCCCUAGAUACUCCUCGGCUAUCAAUGGAGUAGCCUUAGUAGGGACUCUAGCCGGGCAACUCUUCUUUGGCUGGCUCGGCGACAAGCUGGGCCGAAAAAAGGUCUAUGGACUAACACUAAUGCUCAUGUGUCUAUGCUCUGUGGCCUCGGGUCUCUCCUUUGGGAGUAACCCGAAUACUGUGAUGAUCACCCUUUGCUUCUUUCGGUUUUGGCUUGGGUUUGGGAUUGGUGGGGAUUACCCCUUAUCUGCCACCAUCAUGUCCGAGUAUGCUAAUAAGAAGACUCGUGGUGCGUUCAUUGCAGCCGUGUUUGCUAUGCAGGGGUUCGGGAUCCUUUCUGGUGGUAUAUUUGCUAUUUUGAUCUCUGCUGCAUUCGAUGCUAGGUUUCCAGCUCCAUCGUAUGAAGAAGAUCCAAUUAAGUCCACAAUUCCACAAGCAGACUUUGUCUGGAGGAUCAUACUUAUGGUUGGAGCAUUACCAGCACUUAUGACAUACUAUUGGCGAAUGAAGAUGCCUGAGACUGCAAGGUAUACCGCGCUUGUUGCAAAGAAUACUAAGCAGGCGGCUGCUGAUAUGGGGAAGGUAUUGAAUCAGGAGAUCGAAGAGGAGCAGCCUCAAGGGGUGGAGAAGUUGGGGACAAAGACCGUUUGGGGUUUGUUCUCCAAGGAGUUUGCUCGACGUCAUGGUUUGCACUUACUAGGAACUGCUAGUACCUGGUUCUUGCUUGACAUUGCGUUUUACAGUCAGAAUCUUUUUCAGAAGGAUAUCUUUAGUGCUGUGGGGUGGAUCCCUGCUGCUAAAUCAAUGAACGCAAUCCAAGAGGUGUAUAAGAUUGCUCGAGCUCAGACUUUGAUCGCGUUAUGUAGUACUGUUCCUGGAUACUGGUUCACUGUCUUCCUCAUUGAUAGGAUUGGGCGGUUUGUUAUCCAAAUUUUGGGGUUUGCCAUGAUGACAGUGUUCAUGUUUGCCCUUGCAAUUCCUUACAACCAUUGGACUCACCCGGAGAACAGGAUUGGGUUUGUCAUGAUGUAUGCCUUAACCUUCUUCUUUGCCAACUUUGGUCCCAAUGCUACCACAUUUGUGGUCCCUGCAGAGAUUUUCCCUGCGCGGCUAAGAUCUACUUGUCAUGGGAUAUCAGCUGCCGCUGGGAAGGCAGGUGCCAUAAUUGGCGCGUUUGGGUUCUUAUACUUGGCUCAGAAUACUGACCCAACAAAGACAGACCAAGGUUACCCUCCAGGCAUUGGAGUGAAAAACUCUCUCAUUGUUCUAGGUGUGAUCAACUUACUAGGGCUGUUCUUUACCUUCUUGGUGCCUGAGGCGAAGGGGAAAUCUUUAGAAGAAAUCUCACGGGAAAAUGAAGAUGAGGAGGAAGAAGAACCAUCCAUAGUUUGAGUUUGUUUGGGAUUUCUAGUGUAGUUUAAGAUCAGUUUCCCAAUGUCUACUGUAGUGUGAUCAAUGUUUCUUUCUUAUUUCUCAGGCACUAGUUCUCUAUGACAUUAGUUGUGUUGGGUGUGCUACAUUUUUGCAUAAAUUGUGAUGAGUUUAAGUAGGUUGUGAAGGAAUCUAUCGUGUUUGGUUUGUUGAAAAUCAUUGCAUUGUUUAUUUUAUAAUGUCAGCCAUUGCAACUUACAGAUACAGGUUCAAUGUGCUGAUCUUUAAAUACUGAUGAGUUUCGCUAUCAGGUCUGCUGUUUUUUUCAGUUCGGAACUGCAAGGUUUUGAUGGUUAUUUGUAAAGAAGAGUCAAGGAAAUCUCUUAACGCCUUAAAAACUAGCAAGAAAAAUGAAAAACAAAAUCAAGUGGUAAAACAUUUGUUACCUAGCUGCUUUCAAUUAGCAGCGACAAAGGCAGGAGUAUCUGAUAUCAGGCUAUGCUCUUGCUAAAAUCAUGUUUAUUCGUCAGCAAUUAAUUUCUAAUGUGUAGAAACAUUUCGAGCCCUUAAUAAAAUAAGAAUCACUUCAUAUACAUUGUCAACUGUAAACCAAGAAAACAAUCUUUAGAACCUCAUAGUGAUACUUCAGAGACAUGUUUCUACUAGGUUUCCUCCAAGUUUGCCAAGAAAGAAGUAUUUGAAGCUCUAAGUUUGCCAAGGGGAUGGCGUUGAUAUAAAACCUAAUGCCUCGUCAAUCACCCAUGAUUCGAGACACAAAGAGUUGGCCAGUUUCAUAUCGAGGGAUAAGGCUGAAAACUGUCAGUCCAAUACCGGGAAAACCAUACCUGACCAAAACAGUCCUACAGAUGAGACAGUAAAAUAGAAAGUCUACUCAAGCCCAACACCACCUUAAAGUUAGUCUGAUCU
Chenopodium quinoa (quinoa) is the source of this 2829-nucleotide messenger RNA. Its product is annotated as probable inorganic phosphate transporter 1-7. Gene Ontology annotation, molecular function: phosphate transmembrane transporter activity. The record is from RefSeq and is a predicted model, not a curated record. The transcript is spliced from 3 exons. Gene Ontology annotation, biological process: transmembrane transport; phosphate ion transport. Gene Ontology annotation, cellular component: membrane. The coding region runs from base 337 to 1923 and encodes 528 amino acids. Lineage: Eukaryota; Viridiplantae; Streptophyta; Magnoliopsida; Caryophyllales; Amaranthaceae.